This is a messenger RNA of Prorocentrum cordatum, 930 nucleotides long. The record is from the annotation of a GenBank genome assembly. NCBI's taxonomy places the organism in Eukaryota, Dinophyceae, Prorocentrales, Prorocentraceae.
AGCCAAUCUGGCCCAGGGCCGGCAGAGGAGAUCGCAUCCCGAGGAGAAGGGGGGGACUGGCGCAGAGGGGCCGCCCGCCAGCCAUGCGGCUGUUCGUGCGCGACCUCGCGGGCCGCGCGCUGCCCAUCGAGGCCAGCCCGGAGGCGAGCGUGGACAGCCUGAAGGAGCAGCUCGCCGCUGGGCUGGCGGUGCCGGCGGCCGAGCAGCGCCUGCUCUUCGGGGGGCAGGCGCUGGAGGGCCUGCGCGCGGCUGGCUCCUGCGGGGCCCAGGACGAGUCCACCCUCUUCCUGUCGCUGGAUCUCUCGGGGGGCGGCAAGAAGCGCAAGAAGAAGACGUACACGAAGCCCAAGAAGAUCAAGCACAAGCGCAAGAAGGUCAAGCUGGCGGUGCUGAAGUUCUACAAGGUCGACUCGAGCGACAAGGUGUCGCGCCUCAGGCGCGAGUGCCCCCACGAGCUGUGCGGGCCGGGCGUCUUCAUGGCCAUGCACUUCAACCGCUACUACUGCGGCAAGUGCCACCUCACCUACCUCAUCAAGAAGGGCGACGGCGACUGAGCGCGAGGGGUCGGGAGAGUGGGCCGGUCGGCGGCGAGGGCGACACGAUCAGCGCACGGGCCCUCCUCACCUUCCACCUCCGCUCCUCCUUCUCCCCCUGCGUCCCUCCGAUCCCUUCUGAGCCCCCGCCUUCCCAUGUUUGCGCGCGCCGCACCACGUCGUCUGGCAGACGACGCCCCGCAGCCCACGAGAUAGCGUCGUCGAUCCGCAGACGCUUCAGACUCCGCGGGGCGAACGCCACACGCGGGCGCCCCUUUCUGUCAUGGACCCCUCCGCCUCCUCCGCCUCCGCCGCCUCCUCUUCCUCCUCCUCCUCCUCCUCCUCCUCCUUCCUGUCCUCCUCCUCCUCGUCACUCUUGCCCGGGGGCGCUCCUGCC